UGGAAAGGCGGCGCGCUCCACUUAAAGGAGCCCGUUGUCCUGCGCUGUGAUGUUGUGUCGCAGAUUUUAAAAAGUGGGGGAGGCAGGCAGCUGGAGUUUAGAGUGAGGGAGGCGCAGAGACUCAGCGUUUCCAAGCAAGUGUUCUCACCUGGAGCAAAAAAAACAAGCUGGAACAUAAGAGUUUUCGUUUUUGUUUUUGUCUUUCCGUCCCCUUAGAUCAAGGCUAUUUUUUUUCCUGUACAGCUGCAGGGACACAAUUCGCGUCUUCUUUGGAGCGUGUGGAGCAGCGUGCGUGAUGGAGCUGUCUUCAGUGGGAGACCAAGUGUUCGCUGUGGAGUCUAUCACCAAGAAGAGAGUGAGAAAGGGUAAUGUGGAGUAUCUCCUGAAAUGGCAGGGAUGGUCCCCAAAGUACAGUACUUGGGAACCAGAGGACAACAUUUUGGACCCGCGCCUGGUCCUGGCCUAUGAAGAGAAUCAGGAGAAGAUCAGAGCGCUGGCCUACCGGCGGAAAGGUCUCCGUCCCAGGAGGCUUGUCCUGCGGAACAUUUUCGCCAUGGACCUCCGCAGUGCAAACAAGGUCUCGGAGAAGCCCCCGCCUCGAUUGCGUCUCUCCCUCACUCGCGCCAUGAGUACGGACGUGGACCAGGGCGAGCGGGGCAGCCUGUACCGCCGUCUAGCCAGAAGGAAGAUCAAGCAGAGGCUGUCCAAACGAGGCCAGCAGGGCCCCACCAACAAAACCCUCUUUCCGCGGAGGAAGAAAGAGGAGCCCAUGGAGGAGGACUGGGGCACCAGUGAAGAAGAAAAACAGGAAUCUGAGAGCACCGCCGAGGAGAUACGUCUGUCCGAGUGCAGCUCCCCACCCUUGCUGGAGCGACAGGACUUGGUGAUGGAGUUGGAGGAGAAGGCGGACGCCGACCUGACAGUGGUAGGUGCACAAACAUGGACAGACAGACCAGGCGGGGGGACAUCUGAAACCAUACAGAACCAAAUGUUUGCGCGCGACCAAUCAGAAGCCAGUGCCUCAGCACCAGAGGCCGUACCGAAGGAUGAGGUUUCCGCGGGCGACGGGUCGGAUUGGGACAGAGAGGAGGAGGAGGAUGUGGAGUCAGGGUCGGAGUGUCACAUGAUAGGGAGUGGUGUUUCUCAGAGCAACGACAUGACCUCGGUGAUAGUGAGCGCUGAGAAGAGCAGCGAGACCGCAGGUGACUGCGGCGCUACAGAGGAGACGAAGGUGGAAGUUAGGGGCGGCAAUCAGGGUGUCACCAUGACAACACCAGGUGGUCAGAGGUCUCCUGUUGCAGUACCACAUCCCAAGAACGUGAUAUCCACAGACGUGACUGUCAACUUUCUGACAGUGACUUUUAAAGAAGCCUCGGUGGCUGAAGGCUUCUUUAAAGGCUAUUGAAUGAUGAGAAAGAGAGAUCGAAAUAACCAUGAUUAGACUUGCCACUCAUUUUGUACAUGUAAAUAGUUGUGUAUGUUAGGUAAUUUCUCAUGUUUACAAAGCUACACUCAUAACCUACUGAGUUCAGUGAAGACAUUGUUGCCUUUUAAACAAAAAAACGAGUGGUCAUUUUAUCAUUGUGGCUCAUUUAGUUAAGGGUGAGAGGAAGCCAGAGGCCCCACAUGAAAGUCCUCAAAUGAUCCAUUCAAUCCAGCAGACUAAAGGGUUUGUCAGGGGCAGGUUUUUAUUCCCCCGGGGUCACUGGGUUCACUGAGAGCAGGAGACUCAUGCUGACCCAGCAAACGUAACACUCCACAUUAUUACUUCCAUGCAGCUAUUUUCUCCAGACGUCCUCAGUGCUUUCCAGCCACAGAUCGGUCACACACUCAAAACUGUUCUCGGGGCCUGUUUCAGUUGCUCCUCUUUCUUACGAAUAAUGUUUUGUAAAAAUGUCGCUCUUUUUUCAGUAUUUGCACAGAGAUAGCUGCAUGCCCUGUCAGUCUAUGCCACACAUGCACAAAGCCCUGUCCUGUAGUUUGUUGAAGAGGUUUAUUUCUGUCACAAAAGAAAAGGAGCAAAGAGAAAGAAUUCAUGCCUUCCUGCUUAGAUGAAGUUCUGUAUUUCAAGGAGGCUGGAUGCACAAAAAGAAAUACACAGUUGUGUUUGCCGUCUGUCUGUCCUUUUACUUUUCAAGUAUGAAAUGCUACCUGGUUCUAUUUUUGUAUUACCAAUUGAUAGUCCGCUCUUUUCACUAGCCUUUGUGCGUUUCAAAAGACAAUAUCAGUUUACAGCGCUGCUGUUCUGCUUUGUACAAAUGGAAGCAAAUGUAACUUCGGUCAAACUGUAGUGAGCGAUUAUUUAUUGCAUGUCAUAUGUACGUAUAAGCUAAAGUAAUUUAUGUCACUUAUGUCUUUUUCUGAAUAAGAAACUGUCAAACAUGUCUUCUCUCUAAAAAUGGAUUUUUAUUUUGACUGCAUUUCCAAUAAAUAUGUACAAAAAUAA
Messenger RNA from Pungitius pungitius (ninespine stickleback), 2446 nucleotides. It is a transcript of the gene cbx7a, whose product is annotated as chromobox homolog 7a. The transcript is spliced from 6 exons. Gene Ontology annotation, biological process: negative regulation of transcription by RNA polymerase II. The record is from RefSeq and is a predicted model, not a curated record. Lineage: Eukaryota; Metazoa; Chordata; Actinopteri; Perciformes; Gasterosteidae. Gene Ontology annotation, cellular component: PRC1 complex. The coding region runs from base 296 to 1405 and encodes 369 amino acids.